Rattus norvegicus (Norway rat) is the source of this 769-nucleotide messenger RNA. RefSeq names its product thioredoxin-like 4A like 1 (gene Txnl4al1). Lineage: Eukaryota; Metazoa; Chordata; Mammalia; Rodentia; Muridae. The record is from RefSeq and is a predicted model, not a curated record.
GCUCAGCGGUAGAGCGCUUGCCUAGCAGGCCCAAGACCCUGGGUUCGAUCCCCAGCUCCGAAAAAAAAAAACUAAAUAAAUAAAACACAGAUAAAAUCAAAUCAUUUUGGGGAGAAGAAUGUCUAGGAUAAAUAAGAUCUUGUCCUGUCCACAUUCUUCUUAGAAGACAGUGCGCCUCUGUCGUGCCCCAGUAAUCUUGUUGAGUCUUGAUAUACAUCGCAGAUCAAAACAUAAAGGGCGCUGGUGCUGGGUGGAGGACCCGUUGGUCCCGGCCUGUGGGCUCACAGGAGGUUAGAGGUAGCUCGUGGCUUCUCGCUGCGCAAGCGCAUUCAAGAUGUACUAUAUCCUUCCGCAUCUACACAAUGGCUGGCAGGUAGACCAGGCCAUCCUUUCAGAGGAGGACUGCGUGGUCGUCAUUCACUUCAGACACGACUGGGGCCCCACUUGCAUGAAGAUGGACGAAGUUCUGUACAUCAUCGCCGAAACGAAAUGGAAGAUACGUUGUUUUGUGAACAAUUAUAUGGUCGAUUUUGGAGAAGUCCCUGAUUUUAAUAAAUUAGCUCAGUUGUAUGACACAUGCUCCACUAUGUUUUUCUUCAGAAGCAAAUAUACCAUGGUUGAUUUGGGCACUGGAAACAACAAAAUCAACUGGACCUUGGAAGACAAGCAAAACAUGGAUGACCUCAUAGAGACCAUAUACCAUGAUGCCUGCAAAGACCAGAGUCUGGUGGCAUCUCGCAAGGACUAUUCUACAAAGUACAGAUAUUAA